This is a messenger RNA of Trichomycterus rosablanca, 2757 nucleotides long. RefSeq names its product integrator complex subunit 14 (gene ints14). The transcript has 11 exons. NCBI's taxonomy places the organism in Eukaryota, Metazoa, Chordata, Actinopteri, Siluriformes, Trichomycteridae. Gene Ontology annotation, cellular component: integrator complex. Bases 333 to 1895 code for a protein of 520 amino acids. The record is from RefSeq and is a predicted model, not a curated record. Gene Ontology annotation, biological process: snRNA 3'-end processing.
UUUGCAGAGAAUAGCAUUAGACUCCGACACCCCUAGUUAUUACAGCAUAACUAAAAGGGAGAGCGAGCAGGUAUGAAGGCAUGAAGGCUUUCACAGGACAUUAGCGCCCACCUUCCCUACCGUCAUCAAACCUGAGUGAUCGGACAAGAGAGGCAGAAUGACAGCAACCCAACAUCCCUGAUCUCCACAAGUUUAUAUGACCUUAUCUGUAUUACAUACCAUAAUACCUUUCUCAUUUUUCUAAUACACAUAAACAUUCUCUACAAUUCCUCAGGUGGAUUCCAAGAACUUUUAUAAUUUCUUUAGUGUGAGGAUUGAACACAGAUGCCACCAUGCCAACUGUGGUUCUUAUGGAUGCAUCGCUGUCCAUGACACGGCCUGUGUCACUGGAAGGCAGUGAGGAUUUCCAGAGGAAAAACCUGGCUGUUCAUGGCUUAACAAUGCUGUUUGAACACAUGGCCACAAAUUACAAGCUGGAGUUUACUGCACUUGUUGCCUUUUCAUCUCUCUGGGAACUCAUGGUGCCUUUUACCAGGGAUUACAACACUCUACAGGAGGCACUGAACAAUCUGGAGGACUAUGAUAAAACCUGUUUGGAAUCAGCGCUGCAGGGUGUGGGUAAUAUUGUGCAGCAGGAGUUUGGCAGCACCUGUUCAUGCCAGAUGCUACUGGUGACUGAUGGAACUCUGGGAAUCGGCCGUGGUUCUCUGCGCCAAUCCCUGGCAACACUCAAACAACGAGGAGAAGAAAAGAAGUUUCCCUUACCCUUCUCUUUCCCCUGCAAACUUUACAUCAUGUGUAUCGCUAAUGCAGAGGAGCUUCAAGCCACUGAUGCAAUGGACAAUCUGGAGCAGCUGCUUGCAUUAAAUGGUGGAGCAGGACAGAUUUUCACUAUGGAUGGGCCACUAUGUCUAAAAAGUGUUCAAGCAAUGUUUGGGAAGCUGAUCGAACAGGCAUACAUGCCCUUCCAUGCUGUGCUGAGAUGUGGGAAUCUAGCCUCUGAUGUGCAAGUGUUUCCCAGACCGGAACCUGUGAUAAUGGACACAGAGAUUGACCCAGUACCAAAAACAGUGCUCACAGAGAUAGAAAUAGUGGGUUUCAUUGAAAUCGCCGAUAUUGCCAGUCCUCCGGUCCUGUCCAGACACCUGGUUCUUCCUAUCGCUGUGAAUAAAGAGGCAGAUGAAGUAGGUGCAGGAGCUACUGAUGAAAUGGAAGAGGAAACGUCUACCAAUCAACAGGCAGGGAAAAGCCCCAAUUUCUGUGUUCUUCUGCACGGCAGUCUGAAAGUGGAGGGCAUGGUGGCUCUAGUGGAGCUGGGGCCUGAGUGGUACGGGAUGCUUUACUCGCAGGCAGAUAGUAAGAAAAAAUCUAAUCUAAUGAUGUCCAUUUUUAAACCUGGCCCAGUUCCUCUGCCAUGGCUUGGGAAAAUCUCUCAGCUUGGACCAAUCUCAGAUGCACCAGAGAAUCCCUAUGGAGAAGAUGACAGCAAAAGCCCUUUUCCUGUUCUGCCAAAAAACAAGCGCAGCUAUGCUCAGAAUAUCACAGUCUGGAUCAAAGCCAGUGGAGUGCAGACAGAUGUUCAGAAAAUUCUUCGCAAUGCUAGAAAACUUCCAGAGAAAACACAAACCUUCUACAAGGAGCUUAAUCGUCUACGCAAGGCAGCUCUAGCCUUUGGUUUCUGGGAGCUGUUAAAAGGCGUGGCCGAGCUACUGGAAAGAGAAUGCACAUUACUGCCAGACUCUGCCCAUCCAGAUGCAGCUUUCCAGCUAUCACAUGCUGCCCAGCAACUCAAACUGGCCAGUACCGGAGACCCCAAAUAUGCAGCUUUUGAUCAUCUUAUUACCCCCAUGCAUACAGACUUCUCAGGAGGAUCAAGUGGAGCUGACAGAAUGUAGGCCAACAAGCAAACACUGACUGACUGACUGACGGACAGUAACUUGAAAUUCUUUCUACAUUUUCUACAGUGAUGAGGUUAAAACAAUGUACGGAUUAUUUUGUGGGAUUUAUAAUAUUUAGGUCUUUGGAGCAGAUAAGAACUAUGAACUCUUUUGAUGGCUGUUGUCAUGGACACAUACAAAAGCUAAUUGUACUUUAGUUAUUCCUGCUACACCCAUAGCAAACAAUGGCAUAAAAUAAACCAUGCAAAAUCAAAAGGUAAUAAAUAGAAUGGGUCAUACUGAUGAAUCAAAUGGCAUUGUCUUGGGAUGCCACAAUUCAGAAAGUGCAACAAUGGCUACUUUUGUAACAACUGUAAAAUAUGGUUAAGUAGAAAUAGUUUUAAAUGAUUUGGAUUAGAUAUUUUACUGUUGUUAAGUCAAAUUAACAAUUCCUGAGUCUUGUGUGCUUCCAACUUUUGGGAAAGACUCUUUCCUGAUUUUCCAUUAUGACCAAAGUCUACAGUCAAAUGGUUUGUGUGAAAAAACACAGAACGCUAACAUCAACCCAAUCAAAUACCUUUGGACUGAAUUAGAACAUUUACUAUGAGUCAAGUCUUUUCACCCAUAAUCAAUGCCCAGUCUAAAUUAAAGCAAACCACUGCAAUCAUAUUCCAGAAUCCUAUGGAAAGCUUUCCUAUAAGAGUGAAGGCUAUUAAUGCACAUGGUUUUGCAUGUGGAUUAGAUGUUUAGGGUCCAGGUGUCCACAGAUUUUUGGCUAUGCUGUGUAUUUGCUUUGUAGGAUCUUGCAUUGUUUUCUAGAAAAAUUAGUAGUUUUGUGUAAAUAACAUUUUCUACAAGAGAAUAAAAAAACCUGAUGGAU